This is a messenger RNA of Centropristis striata (black sea bass), 1714 nucleotides long. RefSeq names its product calcium binding protein 4 (gene cabp4). Gene Ontology annotation, molecular function: calcium ion binding. The record is from RefSeq and is a predicted model, not a curated record. The transcript is spliced from 7 exons. The coding region runs from base 1 to 693 and encodes 230 amino acids. Lineage: Eukaryota; Metazoa; Chordata; Actinopteri; Perciformes; Serranidae.
AUGUCGCCACGAGUCGGGCGGGGCCCGGCCGCUGCUGGCAGACCUGGGAGAUUCAAAAACAAAGCUCUUCAGCUCAGCCUCUCCAAGAAAUUCUGCUCAAAGUCAGCCCCCUCGACCCAGAGGAAGGGCCCAGAGGAGGAGGAGGCGCGUCGGAGUGGUAGAAGGAGCCUCAGUAACAGCUCAGCGGUGGCCGCUGCCUAUAUUUCCUUCCUCAAUAAACUCUUUGGACAGGAGAGAGAGCUCAUGCCGGAGGAGUUAGACGAGCUCCAAGAGGCCUUUAAGGAAUUUGACUACGACGCGGAUGGCUUCAUCCAUUACAAAGACAUCGCAGACUGCAUGAGGACCAUGGGCUACAUGCCUACAGAGAUGGAGCUCAUCGAGAUCAUCCAGCAAAUCAAGAUGAAAUGGGGUGGUCAUGUAGACUUUGAUGAUUUCUGCGAGUUAAUGGGGCCAAGGAUGUUGGCUGAGACGGCUCAUAUGGUCGGGUUGAAGGAGCUGCGCUGUGCCUUCAAACAGUUUGACUGUGAUGGUGAUGGAAAGAUCACGCUUGAUGAGCUGAAGGAGGGCAUGAAGACCCUCCUGGGGGAGAAGCUGAAGAAAGGCGAGCUGGAGGAGAUCCUCAGCGACAUUGACCUUAACAAAGACGGCAACAUCGACUUUGAUGAGUUUGUUAUGAUGCUUUCUGCACGAUGACCUCUGAUGGAAGGAGAUGGAGCAUACAACGCUGGGUUUAUGAGUACCAACUCAUGAACACUCUUCUUCCUGCUGUUGUAUCAUUUUCUGUGACAUUAUAUCUGAUUGUAUGGGGGGGAAGCAUUGAAGAGAUUUUUUCAUAUUUUUAUAAUAAAAGUUGAGGUUGAGUAAGUGCAGAGGGUAAAGGGUGAGUUAUGAAACAUGUUAACUGUAUGUAACAAUAAUGCUGCACUGUCGCCCCCUUGUGGUUGGAAAGUGAGCAGACUCCAAACUGAAGCUAGAUUAAUGUUCUUUACCCACUGAUUACAAUUGAACUUCAGAUUCAUUGAGAACUGUAGUAUAUCCAAACUUUUCUUGCAUUUUCAUAGAAAAAUAUUUCCUAAAAUACAGUCUAACUCUGUGAGACGGAGUCCUACUCAACUGAACUCACUAGUCACUGCCAAAGUUUGAACUAUGUUGGUUAUUUCACAUAAGAGGUUUGUGGGGUUUUCUUUUCUGUUUAUUCUGACUGAUAUGAAGUUGGCUGGGCUCUGCUGAAAAAAUAUUGUCACACUACAAUGCACCAAUCAGAGUUUAGCAACAUUUUAGUUAGAAUGUGAUGGUGGUUAGUUUGGUAACUGUCAAUCAAAUUGGAUGAAACCUCACCCAAUUUUAAGCGCUGAAAAAUAACACUUAAAGACUAUGUUUUCCAGACACAAGACAAGUAUUUUCUGUAUUAUACGCUUUUUUCAAAUUUUAUGUGUAAAUUAGAGUUUGACCAGUUUAGUAUGGGUGUACAUUUUGUACAAUAUGCGCCAAUAUGAAAUUUUAUUUUUAAAGGAUUUUUAUUUUGCAGAAAAAGUAAAAAUGACAAAGACGUUCGUACGUGGAUUCAUUUAGAAAUGGUGUUUAUUUAUUUGAUUUUUCUUAAUUAUUUUCAAAUGAUUGCUAUGGAAUAUAAAUGUAUUUUUUCAUUUCUAAAAUUGUUUGACAAUGUCAUACAUUGUAUGUAUAUGAUAAAAAUAUUUCAAUAAAGUUAUUU